Ordospora pajunii is the source of this 462-nucleotide messenger RNA. RefSeq lists its product as uncharacterized. The record is from RefSeq and is a predicted model, not a curated record. Gene Ontology annotation, biological process: mRNA splicing, via spliceosome. Lineage: Eukaryota; Fungi; Microsporidia; Ordosporidae. The transcript has a single exon. Bases 1 to 462 code for a protein of 153 amino acids.
AUGCAUCACAAGUCAAGUCCGCUCGAUCCGAACACUACUCGCCCACGAGGAUCUCCCACACGGCUUGCAACUCCAUUCACACUCAAAUGCUUGAAAUGCAACACAUACAUACACAAAAACAAAAGACACAAUGCAUUCAAGGAAACCGCGCAUGGAAAGGACUAUCUAGGCGUACCAAGCUACCGCUUCCACAUCAAAUGCACUGCAUGCAAGCAAACACUCAGCAUACUGACCGAUCCAAAGAAUGGAGCAUAUGUUCCUGAAAGUGGAUGCGUGAAGGUGGAGGAGCAAUCAUCACCGAGUAUGGAAGCAACUGCAGAGCUGCCUCAGAUCACAUCCAGCAGAUUGCGUUCAGAAUCAAGCAUGAAGGACCAAAUAAGCACUCUUCUUAAGCAGUCCAGGCAUGUGAGCUCUGCAAAUGCACGUUUAGACCAUAGAAACAGGGACAGCCAAUCUAGUUAA